UCUAGAAAUGUCAACUCUUUGCCAAACUAAUCGUAUGUUUAUGUUGCAAUUUCCAAUAGCUAGCAUACAACUAAUGAUGAUUCAAGCUCGAAAAUCUUGCUUUAAGUUGUCUAUGGAGGUAUCUCAAUAAACAAUUUUUUUUUUGAGAUUGCGACUUAAGUCAUCAAGACCUCAAAGUCUUUAUGUAGCACAAUGUACAUCCAUCCCCGAUCCUUGAUAUGGAGUCUACCCUCAAUCAAUUAUACCUCAGGCCGAUUUGUUUAAUGAAUAGUUUUAAUAAACUUGUGAGUAAGGUUUUGAUGAAGCGGCUGAGUUCUGUCCUUCCUAAGCUGGUCACACAUAAUCAACAUGCUUCGGUUCGCGGAAGACACAUCUCUGAAGCUACACUCAUCGCUAACGAAUUGGUGGACAACAGAAGAAAGUGUAAGAAGCCGGGACUUAUGUUCAAACAAGAUAUAGAGAAGGCCUUCGAUAAUGUCAGUUGGGAAUGCAUGUUCGGUGUGAUGGAGAGAUUGGGUUUCCCAAAUAAAUGGCAGCAAUGGAUUAAAGGGGAUCUUUGUUCUCCUAUGACGUCUGUUCUGGUUAACGGGGAAGCUUAUGGCUACUUUCGGGCUAGUAAAGGGGUUCGGCAAGGCGAUCCCCUUUCCCCUGGGCUAUUCGUAUUGGUAAUGGAUGUUCUGUCUUUCAUGAUCUCGAAGCUUCGGGGGGUGAAUGGUAUUUCUGGCUUCUUCAUGGAUGAGAACAGCGGACGAGGUGAGGUUACACAUCUCCUCUUCGCCGAUGACUCCCUAAUCUUCUGCGAUGCCUCUGCCGAUCAGGUUCCUAACUUACUCGCUACUUUGGUUUGUUUGCAGUCGGUCACGGGGCUUAAAAUUAAUCUCGAUAAAUCCAUGAUGUUUACCGUGGGAGAUGUCCCUGAGCCUAGCUUCCUUGCUGCAAUUUUUGGGUGCAACUGGAGUAGCGAGCCUACAAAAUAUCUUGGUCUUCCGUUGGGGGAUCGCCCAAACUCCAUUUCCAUUUGGAAUCCUGUCAUUAGCAAAUACCAUAAUCGGCUGCAGGGGUGGAGAAGCAGGUUCCUUUCUUUGGGUGCCAGGAUAGUAUUGAACCAAUCCAUUCUCAAUAGUUUAUCUGUCUACCAUUUCUCUCUGUUGAAAGCUCCUAAAACAGUCUUGAAUACAAUGGAAAAGAUCCAAAGGAAGUUCUUAUGGUGUGGUGAGCAGCAGGAAAGCAAAUUUCAUCUCAUUAGAUGGGAUACGUGCAAAGCAUCAAAACAGAGGGGUGGACUGGGUGUGGUGGAUCUCGAAAGUUUUAAUAUGGCCUUGCUUGGGAAGUGGCUGUGGAAAUACGCUACUGAGAGAGAUAGCUGGUGGAGGCAGCUCAUUGGGGUGAAAUACGCUAGCACUGUCUCGGAAUGGAAAACUAAAAAGAGUGUGGAAGGGUUUAGCAGUUCGGUUUGGGCAAACAUUAGUAAGGUGGGUGAGUUGUUUUGGCAAGGGGCUUCCAUUGAACCAGGCUCUGGCUCUGCAGUUUCCUUAUGGCACGAUGUCUGGAUCCCGGGCGUUCUGCUGGACAGCUCUUUUCCGCGGGCUGCUGCUGCUGCUGCUCAUCCGGAUGCUAGCCUCCUUGACUCCUUCUCACGUUCAGGUGAUGAUUUAGUGUGUGAAAUUUCAUUUUCUAUGUCUUUAAGGGGUGGGGCUGAAUUUGAGAGAGUGGGUUGUAUAGAAAAAGUUAUUGCUAAUUCUCACAGAAUCACCAAUAGUCCUAGUCGUAUGGUGUGGAACCCGAAUGCAGAUUGUAUGUUUUCUGUUAGAUCGUUUUACAGGUUUCUUGUGGAUGGAAAAUUUGAUGGGAACGAGAAUUUCAAGUACAAAUCCAUUUGGAAAAGCAUGAUCCCUACAAAGAUUUGUGGAUUUCUGUGGCUCGUUUGGCAUAAGAAGAUCCUCAACCUCGACAAUUUGAAGAAACGAGGUAUGCAGCUGGCAAGCCGGUGUGUUCUCUGCUACAAGAAUGAAGAAUCGAUCAACCACAUCAUGGUGGAGUGCCCCUACACUAGGCGGGUGUGGGAUGAGGUGCUCAGAAACAUCACUUGCCCGGAUUUGUCUUCAGGAGACAUAACCAGCAUCAUUGAUCAUUAUGGUCCUAAUAUUGAAGGCGUUGAGGUCUGGUUUGCAGCAUGUGUCAUUCACGCGAUCUGCUGGUUUGUUUGGAAAGAAAGAAAUCAGAGAAUUUUCCAGGAAUCUUGCUGCCCUCCCUUUACUGUCAUCAGGAAAAUCACCAGGAACAUCGUCCACUGGAUGGUGGCACAUAAGAAGAUUGAUGAACAGCAAGGGGCGCGCUUCAUUCAGGAUCGAUUCCGGAGUUGGGGGGCCACUGUUGGGUGAUCUUUUUCUGGGCUCCUCCACGUCUCUGUUCUUCUUUAUUUUUCUUCGGCUUUUUGUCAGUUUUGCAGCAUUUGUUGCUGCUGCCUCUCUGCUUUUCUUGGCCUACUGCUCGUGGGUCUUUCUUGUACGUUAUGUUAUUUCCUUUUAAUAAAGUUCAUCAUCAUUA
Molecule: messenger RNA, 2547 nt
Organism: Linum trigynum
Lineage: Eukaryota; Viridiplantae; Streptophyta; Magnoliopsida; Malpighiales; Linaceae
Source: the annotation of a GenBank genome assembly